Messenger RNA from Schistocerca serialis cubense, 771 nucleotides. RefSeq names its product piggyBac transposable element-derived protein 2-like. NCBI's taxonomy places the organism in Eukaryota, Metazoa, Arthropoda, Insecta, Orthoptera, Acrididae. The transcript has a single exon. Bases 1 to 771 code for a protein of 256 amino acids. The record is from RefSeq and is a predicted model, not a curated record.
AUGAUACGAAGAGAGGACCCUAAUUAUGACAAGCUGUUGAAGGUGAGACCAUUUGUUGACAAAAUCAAACAAGGUUUUUCAAUUAUUGAACCUGAGGAAUAUCAUUCAGUUUAUGAAUUAAUCAUUUCUUUCAAAGGUCAUUCAUCCCUGAAACAGUACGUAAAAAGCAAACCACACAAGUGGGGUAUAAAAGUUUUUGCCCAUGCUGGUUCUAGUGGAAUUGAGUACGAUUUUGAAAUAUACCGAGGGCAAGGAACUGCACAUAAUGAUACUGGUCUUGAUAUAAGUGGUGAUAUUGUGAUAAGGUUUGUGGAAGGACUGCCAAAAUAUAAAAAGUUUAAAGUGUUUACAGACAAUUGGUUCACCUCUUACAAUCUUAUUUCUGCCCUGAAAAACUAUGGCAUUUUGGCUGUUGGAACUGUUAGACCCACAAGACUUCAAGGCUGCAAUCUAAAAGCAGACAGUGAGCUGAAAAAGCAGGGACAAGGAUCAUGCGAUUAUCGAACUGAAACAGAAAGGAACAUCAUGGCGCUAAAGUGGUAUGAUAACAAGUCUGUCGUUCUUGCAUCAUCAUACAAAGGAGUAAGUCCAGUAGAACCAGUGAAACGUUGGUCAGUGGGAGAACGAAAAUAUAUUGAUGUUCCAAGGCCAGACAUUGUUAGAGAAUAUAACCGUUCGAUAGGAGUUGAUCUGCACGACAUGCUGGUUGCUUUGUAUAGGAGUAAUAUAGGUGUGAAGAUUUUAUCUAAGGAUCGUAUUCCACCUCCUUGA